Symsagittifera roscoffensis is the source of this 4453-nucleotide messenger RNA. Its product is annotated as inactive phospholipase C-like protein 2. NCBI's taxonomy places the organism in Eukaryota, Metazoa, Xenacoelomorpha, Acoela, Convolutidae. The record is from RefSeq and is a predicted model, not a curated record. The transcript is spliced from 12 exons. Gene Ontology annotation, biological process: phosphatidylinositol-mediated signaling; lipid metabolic process; release of sequestered calcium ion into cytosol. Bases 116 to 4273 code for a protein of 1385 amino acids. Gene Ontology annotation, molecular function: phosphatidylinositol-4,5-bisphosphate phospholipase C activity.
UCAGAGAAGAUGUAGUAAUUCUACCGGCUUUCAUGAAACUGUUGAUAUUUGAAACUCUUUAUAUGAGCUUGCCUCAAGUUAUAGAAACGUGGCGAUUUGAAUAGAUAAUGCAAGCAUGGUUCUUGAAGAGCAGUAUUGUUAUAAGCAAAUGCAGAAAGGCUGUGCUUUCCAGAAGCUUCGCGGGCACAAAAAAUUUUCUCGAGUCUACAAACUGAGUACAAAUCUGUGUUCCAUAACAUGGUACCCAACGCGAACAAGGGGUUCUAAAUUGUUAAUAGCAGAUAUUAAGAGAGUGAAAAGAGGUGUUAAUCCAAACAGAAAUAAUAUUUUUCCAUCGAGUGCAAUAUCCUACAGUCUGACAAUUUUCUUGAGCAAUCAAAGUAUUGAAUUACUCGCAACUACAAAUGAUUCUGCCGAUAUAUGGCUGGUGGGGUUGCGCUACCUGGUUUACAGAGCGACUUCCCAUGAGCACACUGUUCGGGGAAUGUGGCUCUCGGAAGAGUUUCAUCGCCUAAUAGAGUCAUCAGCGGGCGAAAGGGUGACAACAACAACCCCUACUAACUCGACAGGAAGAAUGUCACCUGAACAACUCCCCGCCUCACCGUUACACAGAGCAUCAGUCGAAGUUUCAACAAGGAGUCCGUCAUUUGGCAAUGAAUAUGCUGCAUCAGCAAUAGGAGUAAGUAACAACGCAGCAGUGUAUGGCGAAAUGACUUCAACAACCCAGCAUUUGACAGUGAGUCUUCAGAAGUGCAUCACUAGAAUAAAAGAGCUGUCCUACUACUGUGCACAAUUCUCACUGGCAUCACUGUCUGCUAGAGAUAACAGGAACAUCACGGAGAGGGAGUUCAUAGAAAUGUAUGAGUUCUACUCAAGCGUGGACCCUGUGCUAUCCUUCAUCUUUCAGUUCAACAGCAACGGUGAUGAUUACUUGACUUGCGAAGAGUUGGGAGCCUUCUUGCGUGUUGAGUUCCCCUACCUCUCGCAGGUGGACGAAGUGUACCUGGCGACUGUAGUAGAACACUAUGAACCCAUCCCCAUUCUGAGAACAGAGAACUGCCUUGGAAUAGACGGGUUGAUUACUUACUUGUUGAGUCCGGACCUGUCGGUGAUGAAUCCGUUCCACACGCAAGUCAACCAGGACAUGAGUCACCCAAUUACUCAUUACUUCAUCAACGCAUCACACAACUCCUUUCUCACAGGCGACCAGCUGUACUCACAGUCUAGUGAGGAAAUGGUUGGUAAGCUACUGUUGGAUGGAGUGAGGCACGUAGAACUGGACUUGUGGGAUGGUCCAGAUGGGGAGCCAGAGUGCUACCAUGCUUACACUAGUACUUCUAAAGUCAAGGUCAUCCAGGUGCUGCAGAUCAUCAGGGACACCGCCUUCGCCUCAUCACUAUUCCCAGUUCUUUUGGACCUGGAAAACCACUGCUCCAUUGUGCAGCAGAUCAAAAUAGCCCACUACCUGAGAGAUGUGUUCAAAGAGGCCUUGUUCGUGAACAGACCGGGUGAUGGGGAGGUGGCUCUGGACUUGGCAACAGUGCCUCUGAUCAACCUGAGGGGCAAGAUAUUUGUCAAAAGCAAAAGGAUACCCUCAAUGGACAACCAAUACGAGGUUCCGGCAUCGCCCCCUGGCGCCAACUAUGGAGAAGUUUCGGACGAGAAUAGUGCGGACGAAUUGCCCUCCCACUGCAAGACAUUUGCCAACACUCCGUCGGGAAACCCAGACGUCGUAACCACCCAUUCGGCUGCCGCAUCUGAUGGGGGAACCGGAACUGAUAAUUAUGAGAUGCUUCCUAUGUACGAACAGAGAAGAAAGCAACACAUCCUGCUGGGCAGAAAGCCUACUCUGGCACUCUCGAGGUAUCUCUCGGCUCUGGUAACAAUCAAAUCAAAGCUAAUUGACAUGGAGCAGCUGCAGCUAGAUCCCUCUCAGAGGGAACCGAAUGUACUUCACCAGAUAAACGAGAGAGACGCGGUGCUGCAAGUACGUCAGAAGUUCCUCGACAUCUCUCUCUUCUGUGAGUCGAAUCUAGUUAAGCUGUCGCCGUCAUCUUCAAGAGUAAACUCUUCAAAUCCAGAUCCCGUACAAUUCUGGAAUGCGGGAAUUCAGAUUGUGGCUCUGAAUCAGCAGAAACAGCAGCAGAACGACAAAGCGAUCCGGUUCAACAAGGCUUUGUUCAAGAGCAACGGGAACUGUGGCUACUUUCUGAAGCCGAUCUACUCUGCGAUGGGUAGUCAGGAGUGUCUGGAACUGGAGGUGAUGUUCUUCUUUGUCAGUCGCAUUCAGGCGUUCAUCCAGUCUCAAGUUGCUGCCAUGCCCAGCCACAGGUGGACUUUGCAGGUGGAGAUCAAAGGGCACAUGAAUGAUACCAGUACUCGAUACAUAGACUGCAUGAACUUGCCGCCCACUCCCGAGAAAUUCACCAUCAACUACCCAAGCAUGGCCUUCUUCUGCCUCACCCUCUACGAGGAGCUGUCCAAGUCGCGCAAGUUCUCCUCCGACUUCGUCAUCCCGGUUGCAUCCAUUGCUGCCGGAUUCAAGGUCGUACCGCUUCUCGGACCAAGUUCAUGUGUCGUAAUCGUGGAUAUCAACGCAAACACCAAGCCCCCAGGGAAAGAAAAACGUCGCAAGAGUUUUCUUAAAAUUGGCAGAAAACCAAAGUUGAGCGAGCUAAAAGACCAUCAGAAUCGACAGUCGUUCGAAAUCUACCAGUCCCAGAGUUUCAGAUUUAGUCGAAGAAACAACGUUUCAACUCCAAACUUGGCGACUGCAGGUCCGGUUUCCCCGAGCGCCUACUCGCAUCCGAAUGGUUAUAUUGUGAGAAACGGACAGAUUCCUCCGCGAGAAAUUAGCCCCGAUGAGUUCAGCUGUGGCUAUGAGGCGCAUUGUGCCACAGUUGGUGUGCCCAAUUCGAGUGGUCAACAGGGUUUGAGUGAACUUCAGAUGACGGCGGAGCAGAGGUGGAACCUGAACACUUCUAGUCUGAGAACCAGAAACCGGUCUUCAAUUCACGAGCUUGCCAUGUCUUCAAUUGCCAAUCUUUUCAAAGAAAAUACGAACCAUACCUCCAUUAGAAACCAAGUGCUGCUUGGAAAGUCCGCCCUUCUGUCAUCCGAAUAUGCCUCCCACUAUCAAACUCCCGUAUUGAACCUAAGUACGAACAACCCCCCUCAAGAUCCUCAGAAUGUCGAGGAGCUGCAAGCGACCCGACUGUCUAGCGACGAACUCAGAGCUAAUGUUUUUGACGAGAACACUGUGCCAAUCUAUGAUUCGCCCCUGGAAGACCAAGUUUCUCAGUCCUGUCAUAACUCGCCUUUGCACCAAGAGUCGAGCGAGGAUUACCAAAGGUCCAGAUCGGCCAAAGAUAAUAGCAUGUUCGUGGCUCAUACUGAAGCUUCUGCGUUUAUUCCCUCUGAAAAAGCUGUUAAUAGAAGCGAAGUUCAGGAAGUAGCACCCUUUGAAAUUGCUCAACGUAAGCCUCAGCCUCUAGAAAGACAAGCAUCACAUGAUCCAGGACCGAGUCAGGGUUUCAGACCAGUCAACCGUGUUGAAAGACCAUCGCCAGCUCCGAGACUGCCAGGCAAAGGUUCCAAAAUGCCUGCCAGGUCUGUUAGAUACGGCAAUAGAGCUACAGGAAGCGGCUAUAAAGGUGCUCCUAAAAGUUUCAUCAGAGGUCGAGCUAGUAGUCUUUCGGACAACGAUCAGUUCUCAAGCGAUGAAGAGUUAGAUGACGGUCAGUUUAUGAGUUCAGCUCAGAAAUUUGACCAAAAGUUGCCAACUGAACGGAGCUCAUUUUUGAGUGGAGAAGAUAGUUUAGAUUUAGAAGACAAUUUAAAUCUGUCAAAUUUAGCUGCUGAAAUUGAAGAAGAAUUUGGAAAUAUGAAUAUUAACGCGUAUGAUUACUCGGAUGAUGAUUAUUUAAAACAGAACUUCCAAGAAAGUGAGCCAACUAGUGUAGAUAACUUCCAAAAUAUUAAAUCUCAGAGUAGUCUUGAUUUUGAUCAUGGGCGGGCGAAUACUGACAGUUACCUGGGCGCUGACGAGUCGGAAGGUUAUGCGCCUGAUUUGGAAGAGGGACCGAGGGGUGCUUCGGCAGUCGUUAAGCCGAGAGCUAGAGCAUUCACUCGGCAAACGAGCGGUUAUGAGUCAGGACUUGAAUCUCCGACUGCUGAAGUGGCUAGUCGUGAAGAGAAAAAUGAAGUUUCAGAUGAAGAUGAAACGAAUGCAAGUCAAGGCAAUCAAUAUUUCUACCAAACUACCAUGGUUUAAACUUCAGCUUAAACUGCUAAAACAAUGUUUUGCAAUAAAUUUGUACCUAAUUGAGAGUGUAAAUUUCAUAUAGCCAAAUUUGUGAAAUCAAUAAUUUGCUGUAAAAUCUAUCUAGAGUUUAUGUUAGCCUGCAUAAAAUUAGUUAAAAACAAAUUCUAUUUGCAAAUUCAAAAUAUUAGU